This is a messenger RNA of Saccostrea cuccullata (small rock oyster), 654 nucleotides long. RefSeq names its product 3-oxo-5-alpha-steroid 4-dehydrogenase 2-like. The coding region runs from base 1 to 654 and encodes 217 amino acids. The transcript has 6 exons. Gene Ontology annotation, biological process: lipid metabolic process. NCBI's taxonomy places the organism in Eukaryota, Metazoa, Mollusca, Bivalvia, Ostreida, Ostreidae. Gene Ontology annotation, molecular function: oxidoreductase activity, acting on the CH-CH group of donors. The record is from RefSeq and is a predicted model, not a curated record.
AUGACGGUAACGCGAAACAGAGUCAUGUUACGAGCUAUAGAGACUUUCAUUUUCCUGCUGAGGAUAAAGGUAGGUAAACAUAUUCCUUUGUUUCCGUUUGUUGUCGCCGAUUUCUUCUGUUCAGUGAACAGCGCUCUACAGACAUACGGAAUACCCCUAUCGAAUACUCAGAUCCACCACUUGUUCCAGAAAGCAAUGUUUUAUUUUGGUUUAUUAUAUUUUUUUACUGGGAUGUACAUUAACAACCGAUCUGACAGUCUGCUGAAGUCACUAAGGAGAGAGAAAGAAGGCACAUAUCAAACUCUAAGAGGAUUCCUAUUCGAGUAUGUCUCUGGUUGCAACUUUCUGGGAGAAAUCGUGAAGUGGAUCUGGUUUUCUGUGGCGUGUUGUAACCUCCCCUUUUUGGCCUUUGCUGUAUUUACUUUGUGUAAUAUCGGCCCUUGGGCUUACCAUCACCACAGAUUUUAUCGGGAGAAAUUUGAGGAUUAUCCAGAAGACAGAGAGGCUCUGAUUCCGUUUCUUCUUGAAGACAGGCUUUCAACUUCAAAAUCAAAGGGAUCAUACAAUAAAUAUACUUACAUUUCAGGGCUUGUUGCUCAAAGACCAAUUUCUGGUUUAUGUCAGCCUGUCCAAGGAAGGAAGUCCACACCAUAG